ACACACCUUGAAGUAGCCGCAUCCACUUUACUCCGCUCUUUGUUCUCUGUUCUCUUCCCUCGUCUGGCGGGAACGUUGUCGGCGAUUAUGACAUCGCUAACGGAGCUUGACGAUGAUAUGGUGCGCAGCAUGUCAAUAGGCGCAGUCUUCUCCGACUUCGUCGGGAAGAUAAAUUCCAUUGAUUUUCAUCGUAAGGAUGAUUUACUAGUUACAGCUAGUGAAGAUGACUCAGUGCGGCUCUAUGACAUUGCAAAUGCUAAGCUGCUGAAGACCACUUAUCAUAAGAAACACGGUACUGAUCGAAUUUGCUUUACUCAUCACCCAAGCUCUGUUAUAUGUUCUUCAAAGUACAAUUUGGAGUCUACUGGGGAAUCGUUGAGGUAUUUAUCAAUGUAUGAUAACCGAUGCCUGCGGUACUUCAAAGGCCAUAAAGACAGAGUUGUUUCACUUUGCAUGUCUCCAAUCAAUGAUAGCUUCAUGUCUGGUUCUCUAGACCACAGUGUCAGAAUAUGGGAUCUCCGAGUAAAUGCCUGCCAGGGAAUAUUACGUUUACGUGGUAGACCUGCUGUUGCAUACGACCAGCAAGGCCUGGUUUUUGCUGUGGCAAUGGAAGGAGGGGCUAUCAAAUUGUUUGAUUCACGUUCCUAUGACAAGGGUCCUUUUGACACCUUUCUAGUCGGUGGUGAUACAGCAGAGGUUUGUGAUAUCAAAUUUAGCAAUGAUGGCAAAUCAAUGCUUCUGACUACAACAAACAACAAUAUUUACGUUCUUGAUGCAUAUGCAGGAGAGAAGCGGUGCGGGUUUAGCCUAGAUCCAUCUCCAGGUACAAAAAUAGAGGCUACAUUUACACCAGAUGGAAAGUAUAUGUUGGCAGGCUCAGGAGGCGGAACUAUUCAUGCGUGGAGUAUUGACAUGAAAAAUGAGGUGGCAUGUUGGAGCAGCCAUAUUGGCGUGGCUUCAUGCUUGAAGUGGGCCCCUCGCCGUGCCAUGUUCGCUGCAGCCUCUUCCGUUCUCACGUUCUGGAUUCCCGACGACUCUAAGCUGAAAGCUGAGCACGGUGGUCAGGACUCCGAAGCUGGAGCUCAAACCCAGCCACAUGGUCACUAACUUAAUCACAGCAUUUUUUUUUUUUGGUGUUCUUAAAUAUACACAAGUUUUGCUCAGGAAACACUCGCCCCCUCCUUUUCCGUGUCUGAAAGUUUCUGUAAAACUUGUGCUUGCUUCGUCAACUUAGCUGAGCAGGCUUGUUUUGCUUCAAUAUAAUUUCAAUUCCUUGGUCAUUGAACAAAUA
Messenger RNA from Prosopis cineraria, 1291 nucleotides. Its product is annotated as protein ANTHESIS POMOTING FACTOR 1. The transcript has 10 exons. Gene Ontology annotation, cellular component: Set1C/COMPASS complex. Bases 88 to 1107 code for a protein of 339 amino acids. Gene Ontology annotation, molecular function: protein binding; chromatin binding. The record is from RefSeq and is a predicted model, not a curated record. NCBI's taxonomy places the organism in Eukaryota, Viridiplantae, Streptophyta, Magnoliopsida, Fabales, Fabaceae.